Molecule: messenger RNA, 3342 nt
Organism: Amorphotheca resinae ATCC 22711
Lineage: Eukaryota; Fungi; Ascomycota; Leotiomycetes; Helotiales; Amorphothecaceae
Exons: 7
Coding region: 1-3342 (1113 amino acids)
Biological process (GO): ERAD pathway
Cellular component (GO): endoplasmic reticulum membrane
Molecular function (GO): protein binding
Source: RefSeq, a predicted model, not a curated record
AUGUAUACACUCGACGCCGUAGAUUCAUUCCAUAUCUCCGAACCGGCAGAUACCUAUAUUUACGAUAUAGUACCCGUGGCAGCUGGACUCGCAGCCAUCUCCUCUGAUGAUAGUCUUCGAUUACUUGAUCCUCUGGCUCUGAACGGGCCGCCUAUAAAUUCCAUCCGGAGGAUUAAUACCGAUGUCACAUGCCUGAAAGCUAUUGAAUCGAGUACAGGAGAAGGUGGGGGAGUUGUUUGUACAGCGGGGAGAGAUGGGACAGUUUGCUUGGUGGAUCCGAGGACUGGUGCGAAGGUUGCAGAGACGAGAACUGGUGAAUCUUUUGUGAAUCCAGUAGUCCAGUAUAUUGAAAGUCACAGCGAUGAUGUUACAGAGCUACACUUUCAUCCUUCUCAACCCCAGAUCUUAUUGUCAGGCUCUACAGAUGGUCUGGUCAACAUAUAUAAUACCACUAUCUCAGAUGAGGAAGAUGCAUUGCAUCAAACGAUCAAUCAUGGGCAUUCGAUACACCAUGCCAAUUUUCUAAGUGAUGUGGACAUAUUUGCUCUGUCACAUGAUGAGAAGUUCUCAAUGUAUACCCUGGUGACGAAUCCAGAGGAAGGAGUGGAAGAGGCCCCUCCAGUACACUAUGGGGAUAUGAGAGAGCAACUAGGAGGCGAGUAUGUUGCAAAUCUAGUCAGGAGACCGGAUGGAAGUGCUGUGCUAGGUAUAGGAACUCAUAGCCGGGAGAGUUUUGAUCUCGUUCAGUUCCAGAACAAUCGUCCUUGGACUUUUGCGCCGGAGACAAAGGUCAACUUGACAGGGGCUCACGGAUCCGAGAUCGUAAGAUCUUUCUGCUUUUUGGAUUCGGUAUGCAUCCUUUCUCCAUUAUUUCUGCAGUUCAUUCUUCCGAUAAGUUGUGCGCAAGCGCAAGAGACUAAUAAGCCAACGCCUGCUGCUGAAGAAAGCCCGAAAUCGUCGAUCACAGCACAAUCCGCAGUUACCCAGAGACCCUUUCGAGGACAAGACAAUAGGAGGACUACUGAUGACAAAGCUCUCUUCUCCCUCCGCCUUUACGAGCGACAGAAUCCACCUCAAUCUCGGAGACCUUCUGGAAUAUUUGGUGCAGUAGGCCAAUAUCUCUUGUCUUUGCUGCCGCGCCUCUCUAUCCAAGGACCCGACUCGGACGGCGGGAAAAAUGGACAGAAGGUGGUGCCAGGGCCUAUAUCUGAGGCCGUGCGACACUUGGAGGAGGCUGCCCAGAUGAACAAUUCCGAUGCGAUCUACCUUUUGGCGCAGAUGAGCUUCUACGGUAAUUUUACAUAUCCAAAGGAUUAUUCGGAGGCUUUCUUCAGAUAUAGUCAAUUGGCAGAGACAGGCAAUAGCUCAGCGCAACACAUGAUUGGAUUCAUGUAUGCUACCGGCAUUGGAGGGGCCGUUGAACGUGAUCAAGCAAAGGCUUUGCUAUACCAUACAUUUGCAGCCCGGGGUGGAAAUACAAGAUCCGAGAUGACCCUUGCGUUUCGAUAUCACAGCGGCAUCGGAACGGCACGGGACUGCGAGGUGGCAGUCAAACACUACAAAAAGGCGGCAGAUAAGGCAAUUGAGUGGUAUCGGUCGGGGCCUCCGGGAGGCAUGGCAUGGGUACCUGAUUCAUAUCGACUUGCGGACGAGGAAGGCGGUGUCUACGGCGAAGGAGCUAGCUUUUCGAGUGCUGGCAACAACGCGAAUAAGGGUGGGCCAAACACGGAUGCUCACGCAGCUUUGGACGACGUCCUGGAGUAUCUGGAUCUGAUGUCAAGAAAGGGUGACUUCAAAGCAACGUUUAGUUUGGGACGAAUCCAUUACGAUGGCCAGAAAGGGCUUCCACGAAACAUGAAGAGUGCCAAAUGGUAUUUCAUGAAGGUUGCAAAGCUAUACUGGCAGAGGGACGGCCGGAUUAUUGGAGGUGAUAAGCCAAAUCUGGAAAAAAUUGCCACCAGAGCUGCUGGGUUCCUUGGAAGGAUGUUCCUAAGAGGGGAAGGUGUUGAGCAAAGCUACGAGAAGGCCCUGAUAUGGUUCAAUCGUGGUGUCAAAAGCGGAGAUGCUGGUUCUCAAUACGGACUGGGAUUGAUGUAUCUGGAUGGUCUUGGGGUCCCGAAGAAUCCAGCCAAAGCGCAAGAAUAUUUCAAGGCAUCCGCAGACCAGGACUAUUCACCUGCGCAGGUCAGCUUAGGAGCUCUUUAUCUGGAUCAAGGUACAUCCAAGGACAUAACAGUCGCCAGCCGGUACUUCGAAUUCGCCGCACGAUAUGGCCAUAUUGAAGCAUACUAUUAUCUUGCCGAGCUAAUUGAUCAGGGAAUUGGACGAGAUCGAAGUUGCGGACUGGCCACGGCAUACUACAAGAAUGUCGCGGAGAAAGCCGAGCCCCUUCUCUCGUCUUUUGCCGAAGCAAAUCAAGCCUAUGAGGAUGGAGAUUACGAACUGGCAUUUAUUGAUUAUUUGCUGGCAGCGGAGCAAGGAUACGAGAAGGCGCAGGCUAAUGUGGCAUAUAUGCUUGACCAACAGAAGUCGAAAUUGCCCCUGCCUUCGUGGUUAUCUUCCGCUCCACCUCGCCCAUCUCUGCUACAGAAUGCGGCGCUUGCUCUGAUAUACUGGACGAGAUCCGCAAAGCAGACAAAUGUCGACUCAAUGGUCAAGAUGGGGGACUACUAUCUUAAUGGCAUUGGCACUAAAGCCGACAUGGAGAAGGCAGCCUUAUGUUACACAGCUGCUUCUGAGUUCCAACAGAGUGCACAAGCUCUGUUCAAUCUUGGGUGGAUGCAUGAGAAUGGUGUGGGUCUCAACCAGGACUUUCAUCUUGCGAAGAGGUAUUAUGAUCAAGCCUUGGAGACCAACGAGGAGGCAUAUCUGCCCGUGACUUUGAGCUUGUUCAAGUUGCGGCUUAGAAGUGCUUGGAACACGUUGACCCAUGGCAGAAUCAACUCCAUUCAAGAUGAGCCAGCACCUAAGAAGCAAUGGUCACUUGGGGAGUGGAUCAGCAACUUCCUCAGAGACGAUCAGCCAUAUUAUGGUGACCUCGGCUACGAUGACAACUACCUUCCAGAGAACGAUCCAAUGCCAGGAGGGCAGGCCGAUGGCAUGUAUGACGAUAUCAUUGAUGAUGGCAUCUUAGAAAGCCUUAUCAUUAUUACGCUGGCUGGUGCCUUGGUGUUCCUGAUAUAUUAUCGGCAACAACGACAGUUGGCAGCGCACGCAGCAAAUCAACAAGCUGGAGGGAACCAGCAAGUGCCCCAAGGACAGCAGCCCCAAGAGCGAGGUUUCUUCCCACAACCUGGCGACCCGGAAUUUGGGCAAUGGGUAGCGGGCGGCGUAGGACAUUAA